This is a messenger RNA of Meloidogyne enterolobii, 466 nucleotides long. The record is from the annotation of a GenBank genome assembly. NCBI's taxonomy places the organism in Eukaryota, Metazoa, Nematoda, Chromadorea, Rhabditida, Meloidogynidae.
GACUUCAAAUAUUUUAAAAAGAAAACAACAAAAUUUAUUAAAAGAAGAAUUUAAAAGAAAAAUGAAAAAUAAUAAUAAAGAAAUUGGAAAUGUUGUUAGAAAAGAAGAGGAGGGAAUAUCUAAAUUAAUUUGUCAAUUUUUUGUUUUUGGAAUUCUUUUUGGUGUUGUUUGUUCAAUAUCUGCAUGUUCCUGCAUUUUUCGUUCAAGACAUUUUAAUAAUUCACAAAGGAUAUUUAAUGGAAUAAAUACUUUAGAAGAGGCUAAUUUGAAUAGAUUAAAACAAAUAAAAGAGCCAUUUUCCCUAGAUCAACCUUAUUAUUUAAAGAUUGACGAAAAAGGUUUAUUUUAUGCCUGUCCAUUAAAUAAUAAAGAAGAAAUACCUAAAUUACCUAAUUAUUUGGAAGCUUGUAAAAUGCCUACAACUACAAAUUGGGCGUUAAAUGAUAUUAAAGCUAGUCCUGUUUAA